Messenger RNA from Chlorocebus sabaeus (green monkey), 3976 nucleotides. Lineage: Eukaryota; Metazoa; Chordata; Mammalia; Primates; Cercopithecidae. The record is from RefSeq and is a predicted model, not a curated record.
UUGAGUAUAAAGUCCAGCAGGUGGAAGGACCAGGCCUGGGACUCCUGGGUCCCCAGCAGUAUCUGGAGGCAUGACUGGGGCUGGAGGAGGCCUCAGGGUCUGGGGGAACCUGGUGCUGCUGGGCCUGUGCAGCUGGACAGGGACCAGGGCGACCGCCCCCAACCCAGUGAGAAACCUGACAGUGGAGGCUCAGACCACCAGCUCCAUCUCCCUGAGCUGGGAGGUCCCCGAUGACCCACAGAACUCCACCUACUGGGUUCAGUGCACUGGAGACGGUGACAGAACAGAGACACAAAACACAACAGACACCAACAUCACCGUGGAUGGACUUCAACCCGGGUCAUUGUACACGUUUUCUGUGUGGGUGGAGAAAGAUGGAGAAAAUAGCUCUGUGGAGACUGUUACUACUGCCACAGCUCCCAACCCAGUGAGAAACCUGACAGUGGAGGGUCAAACCAACAGCUCCCUCGCCCUGACCUGGGAGGCCCCCGAUGGCCCAGACCCACAGAACUCCACCUACUGGGUUGAAUACACCAGAGACGGUGGCAGAAGCGAGACUCAAAGCACAACAGGCACCAACAUCACCGUGGAUGGACUUGAACCCGGGUCUUUGUACGUGUUUUCCGUGUGGGUGGAGAAGAAUGGAAUCAACAGCUCCCGGGAGACUGGAAAUGCCACCACAGCCCCCAACCCAGUGAGAAACCUGAGAGUGGAGGCUCAGACCACCAGCUCCAUCUCCCUGAGGUGGGAGGUCCCCGAUGGCCCAGACCCACAGAACUCCACCUACUGGGUUCAGUGUACUGGAGACUGUGGUAGAACCGAGACACAAACCACAACAGACACCAACGUCACCGUGGAUGGACUUCAACCCGGGUCAUUGUACAUGUUUUCUGUGUGGGUGGAGAAAUACGGAGUAAAUAGCUCCGUGGAGACUGUCACUACUGCCACAGCUCCCAACCCAGUGAGAAACCUGACAGUGGAGGGUCAAACCAACAGCUCCCUCGCCCUGACCUGGGAGGCCCCCGAUGGCCCAGACCCACAGAACUCCACCUACUGGGUUGAAUACACCAGAGACGGUGACAGAAGCGAGACUCGAAGCACAACAGGCACCAACAUCACCGUGGAUGGACUUGAACCCGGGUCUUUGUACGUGUUUUCCGUGUGGGUGGAGAAGAAUGGAAUCAACAGCUCCCGGGAGACUGGAAAUGCCACCACAGCCCCCAACCCAGUGAGAAACCUCCAUAUGAAGACUCAGACCAACAGCUCCAUCGCCCUGAUCUGGGAAGUCCCCGAUGGCCCAGAUCUUCAGGACUACAUCUACUGGGUAGAGUACACUGGAGACGGUGGUGGAACUGAGACCCGAAACACAACAAAGGCCAAUGUGACAGCUGAGGGACUCGAACCCGCAACCUUGUACACAUUCUCUGUAUGGGCAGAAAAAAAUGGAGCACGUGGCUCCAGGCAGAAUCUCAGCAUCUCCACAGCCCCCAACCCAGUGAGAAACCUGACAGUGGAGGCUCAGACCACCAGCUCCAUCUCCCUGAGCUGGGAGGUCCCCGAUGACCCACAGAACUCCACCUACUGGGUUCAGUGCACUGGAGACGGUGACAGAACAGAGACACAAAACACAACAGACACCAACAUCACCGUGAUGGACUUCAACCUGGCCAUUGUACACACGUUUUCUGUGUGGGUGGAGAAAGAUGGAGAAAAUAGCUCUGUGGAGACUGUUACUACUGCCACAGCUCCCAACCCAGUGAGAAAUCUGACAGUGGAGGCUCAGACCACCAGCUCCAUCUCCCUGAGGUGGGAGCUCCAUCGCCCUGAUCUGGGAAGUCCCCUGGCGGCCCAGAUCUUCAGGACUCACAUCUACUGGGUAGAGUACACUGGAGACGGUGGUGAACUGAGAAAAACAACAAAGGCCAAUGUGACAGCUGAGGGACUCGAACCCGAACCUUGUACAUUCUCUCAAGUGGGCAGAAAAAAUGGAGCACGUGGCUCCAGGCAGAUCAGCAUCUCCACAGUCCCCAACGCAGUGAGAAGCCUCAGCAGGCAGGACAGGACCAACAGCUCUAUUGCGUUGCGCUGGACAGCUCCCCAGGGCCCAGGCCAGGCUUCCUACACCUACUGGGUCUCAUGGAUUGGAGAGGGCAUGACUGACCCCAGGACCCAAAACACCUCAGAUACUGAACUCAUUCUGAAGGAACUGGAAGCUGGCCUCCUGUACCACCUCACCGUCUGGGCCGAGAGGAAUGAGGUCAGAGGCUAUAACAGCACCCUCACUGCAGCCACUGCUCCCAGUGAGGUAACAGAUCUCCAGAAUAAAACUCAGACUAAGAACUCAGUCACGCUGUGGUGGAAGGCCCCUGGAGACCCCCACUUUCAGCUGUACAUAUACUGGGUCCAGUGGGCCAGCGAGGGACAUCCCCAGAGGGGGCAAUAUCCCCGAGCAAAUUGGACCAACCAGACCCGCAGGACCAAUGAGACACAGUACAAGGUGGAGGCGCUGGAACCCGGGACUCUGUACAACUUCACCGUGUGGGCAGAGAGGAAUGACGUAGCCAGUUCCAUGCAGAGCCUCCGUGCGUCCACAUACCCAGAUGCAGUCACCAUCACUUGCGUCAGCACUUCAGGAGGCUAUGGAGUCAUCUUAACCUGGUCCUGCCCCCAGGGAGGCUACGAGGCCUUUGAGUUGGAGGUGGGAGGACAGCAGCGCUCCCAGAACAGAUCUUCAUGUGGGAAGGGUGUGUCUGUGUCAGGUCUUGGGCCUGCUCAGUCCUACCCAGCCACCAUCACGACCAUCUGGGAUGGAAUGAGGGUUGCGUCUCCCUCUGUGACCUGCCACACUGAGACUGCAGGGCUGGCUGCCGGAGCCAUCGUGGGCAUCCUCCUAUUUCUCAUCCUGGUGGGCCUGCUGUUUUUCUUGAAGAGGAGGAAUAAGAAGAACCAGCAGAAACCAGAACUCAGGAUCUGGUUAAUGGGUCUUUCUCCUAGCUUCCCAGGGGACAUCCACGAAGACUUCGCUGACCACGCCAGGAAGAAUGAGAAGGACAGCAACUGGCGGUUUUGCAACUGUCCCCUGGUGGACCACAGCCAGUCUCAGAUUUGUGGCGCUAGCUCCGUGAACAAUGGCAAGAACCGCCACAGAAAUGUACUGCCCUAUGACUGGUCCCGUGCUCCGAAGCCCAUCCAUCGAGAGCCAGGCUCUGACUACAUCAAUGCCAGCUUCAUGCCCGUAAGGUCGGUUGGAUUGGAAGGGUCCCCCCGGGAGUUCAUCGCCACCCAGGGUCUCCUGCCACAGACGGUGGGUGACUUGCGCCUGGGUGUGGAACAGCAGAGCCACACCCUGGUCAUGCUGACCAACUGCAUGGAGGUGAAGUGUGAGCAUUACUGGCCUCUGGACUCGCAGCCCUGCACCCAUGGACACCUGCAGGUAACCCUGGUGGGUGAGGAAGUGAUGGAGAACUGGACGGUGCGGGAACUGCAGCUCCUCCAGGUGGAGGAACAGAAGACGCUAUCCGUGCGGAUCUUCCACUACCAGGCCUGGCCAGAUCACGGCGUUCCCUCCUCCCCAGACAUCUUGCUGGCUUUCUGGAGGAUGCUCCGGCAGUGGCUGGAUCAGACCAGAGGGGGCCCACCCACUGUACACUGCAGUGCUGGUGUGGGCCGCACAGGCACCCCCAUUGCCUUGGCGCCCUGUUCGCAGCUGCAGUCCCAGGGUCUCCUUGGGCCCUUCAGCUUUGUGAGGAAGAUGAGAGAGACGCCGUUGAUGGUGCAGACUGAGGCUCAGCACGUGUUCCUGCACCAGUGCAUCCUGCGGUUCCUCCAACAGUCAGCCCAGGCCCCAGCCAAGAAGGAAGUCAUUUAUGAGAGUGGAAAUCUCAUCUAUGAGAAUGUGGCCGCCAUCUAGGCCUACAAGUUGGAGGUUCAAGUGACGAGAGGGCUGGGUCAGCAGCCCAGGCAUCUCAAGCUCUGA